AUGUUCUACGCUGCCCUUCUUACUGCUGCCGUCGCAGUCUCGGCAUCGCCUGUUGAGCGGCGCCAGGCCAAGACGGCCGUUCUCCCGUUGACGCAUGUCUCCAAUGUCACGUCAAUCAAGAAUAUCGUCAGCAAAGGCCAGGCCCGCAUGAAUCAUAUCAAUGGCAUCGAGACAGUCAGCGCCUCUCCUGCUGUGAGCUCUGGCACUGUGACAAACGAAGACGUUAGCUAUGUAGCCCCGGUCUCGAUCGGUGGUAAGACGUGGCAGCUCAUCGUUGACACUGGAUCUUCAAACACCUGGUGUGGUGCCCAGGACUCGUGCGAGAAGACUUCCACCGGCAAGUCUACAGGUGACAGUGUGUCAGUCAGCUACGGAAGCGGCUCCUUUUCUGGCACCGAGUAUAAAGACAAAGUUAGCUUUGGAGGCCUCAGUGUGGCAUCUCAAUCGAUUGGCGCUGCCUCUACAGCCACGGGCUUUACCGGCGUGGAUGGCAUUAUUGGUUUUGGUCCAGUUGAUCUUACGGCGGAUACCGUCGAUGGCGUCGAUAGUGUUCCAACUUUCCUGGACAACCUAUACAGCGCUGGCUCUAUCGACACCGAGGUCCUCGGUGUCUAUUUCAGUCCGGAAUCUGGAAGCGAUACUGAUGAUGCCAACGGCGAGUUGACCCUCGGUGGCACUGAUAGUUCAAAGUACACUGGCUCCCUCACCUACCACCCGAAGCUGACGAGCGGGGAUGCUUCGGAGUACUGGGGUAUCUCCAUCGCAUCAUUUACGUAUGGGUCAACGACCCUCGCAUCGUCUGCCUCUGGAAUUGUUGACACUGGAACCACACUGAUCUACAUCCCGACCUCGGCCUACAACAAGUUCCUUAGCGCCACCGGUGGCAAGACCGAUAGCUCAUCUGGCCUUGCGUUGUUUACUACAAAGCCGACCUCGAACUUCAGUAUCAAGUUUGGGUCGACCACUUACGUGCUUACGCCAGCGCAGUAUUUGGUCCCGACCGCCCAGUAUACCUACUACGGCCUAACUUCCGGCAAGUACUAUGCCUGGAUCAACGAUGGUGGUGACUCAGGUGUGGAUACUAUUAUUGGCCAGAAGUUCUUGGAGCACUACUACUCUGUCUUUGAUACUACCAACUCCCGCAUCGGCUUCGCUACCGCCGCGUAA
Messenger RNA from Lachnellula hyalina, 1167 nucleotides. It is a transcript of the gene CARP, whose product is annotated as Polyporopepsin. The transcript has 2 exons. The coding region runs from base 1 to 1167 and encodes 388 amino acids. The record is from RefSeq and is a predicted model, not a curated record. NCBI's taxonomy places the organism in Eukaryota, Fungi, Ascomycota, Leotiomycetes, Helotiales, Lachnaceae. Gene Ontology annotation, biological process: proteolysis. Gene Ontology annotation, molecular function: aspartic-type endopeptidase activity.